UUAAAUCGCGGACGUUAUAACGCAUUAAAAAAACUCCGCACCUGCCAAGAUGGCCGACGCGGCCACGCCUUUCCAUUACCUGGUGCUCUUCCACUCCCUUGGCUGCUGACACACUCACUCAUACAGGAAGUGGAGGAGUUGUAUUUCUCAAUAACUGCGUGCUGUAACUUCACGUAAACGACAAGAAAAUGUGGCGCAGGAAGGUCGCAGGUGUGGACGAGACUGAAAUAUGAAAAAUGCGCAGAUUUCCCUCCGGAUCAAAAUAGAAGUUCACUGUCCGAAAGCAUGUCCUUCUCAAGAGUCUCGUUUCGGCUUUUACUCCUUACACUCGCCGUCUUCACUGUGUCAGGGUUGCCGCAGAUCCUCGCCCCUGACCAAGGCUCCACCAUCCGCUUCAGCAGCAGUCAGGUCAAAGGUUGCCGGGUGUGCUCCGGGGCAGGAUCUUCAAAAAAAUGUAGUCCAUCAUUCCUUGAGGUUAAAGCAUCUGUAUUGUUGGAUUUUGAAUGCUCCAAACCUCAAGAUGUGUUCAGUGUGGAAAUUGAGCGAAAUAUAGAAUGUUCCACAAAGUCAUGCAGUGGCCACAUCAUCCAGUCUCACUCCGACUCACUUCGUUUGUUGGAUUUUAACCGUAAAUUCACCUGGAAGCUGAAGGCGUCUGCACCCAAAGCGGUCAAAAUAGACUUCACCAACACGGGUCUAAGACAGAUUAAUCCGUCCGAGAGAUGUCCAGACAGACACAGCUACACCCUUCAGGCCUUCGAGACUUCAGGAAAAGUGGCCGUGGGGAAAUACUGCAGAACGGGACCUGUCACUAACGCUCAAAUAUUGAAUCAAAGUAGCUUUUCAGUGGACGUACCAGCAAGGCUGAAACUGCAGAACGGCCGGUUUGAUGUCUCUGUCGGGGAGGAAAUUAAAACCCUCGCCAAAAUUACACUGACGCUACCAAAAGGGAUGUCGUCCUCAGAGUUGCUCUCUCCAAACUACCCGGACAGUUUUCCUGACGAUGACGUGAUGGAGUGGUACUUUCAGGUCCCGGACAAACACAAGACAGUGGUUCAGUUCUUUAAUCUCACACAGCCAAAGUGUCUGAAGAAGGAGCCAGCAGUGGAGUACCAGGGCAAAGGGAGAGGGGCGUUGGUGCUGAAACUGACAGACCCACAGGAGACCCAGUAUCAGGGAGACUUCUCCCUGCUGCUGAGGAACUGUGAGAUGGACAGAAGACGUGCUGGUUCAUCUGGACUGUCACUGAACCUCAAGGUGUCUUCUUCAAGUUCAAGUCAACCAGUGAUGUGUAAAGUGGAUGUCAGCAGAAUGGAGGGCCUUUCUCUGCACAUUGAGAAGCUGAAACAUUCCUCCGACUGUGAGAUGAAAAUAAAGUCUCUGCCGAAGGAGAAGAUCGCAGUCACGUCCAAGACUGAGCUGAUGUUCAAGGGCUGCCUUCCUGAAGACGUACAGAUCACCGCCACCAGAGUCAUAGAGUGUCGUCGCUUCAGAGACUGCCCAAAGACUCCGGUCCGUCUGUCCAUGCCGGUGCUGCAGAGCUGCCUCCCCGCCCCUCUGACCAGCGUGACCUGGACGCUCCGUCCUCCUGACCACGGCACCGUGGAGCUGACCUCGGCCUCCGGGCCCCUCAAGCAGUCGCUGCCUGGGCAGGAGUGCAACGACAGCAUCAUUAUCAAAAUGGCCGAAGACGACGACACUCCCAUCGGCACCUUCUGUCCUCAGGGAGCCAUACAGAAGCUCCAAAUCCACACUAAUGUGACCGUCACUGCGUCCGGCAUGAAGGGUCAAAUAAUGAGGACGGCUAUGAAGCAUGUGCUGAGCGCCAUCAUGAAAGAGGAGAUAUCAGAACAAUACAUAUUCACCGUAGCGCCAAAGAAAGACGCUCCUGUCCUGUUGGGUACUCCUGGUUGGCCGAAGGGGAUGAAACCUUCGUCCACCGUCUCCUGGAUCGUCUCUGUGCCCCCGAAGAUGGAGGCUCACCUGAUGUUCCCCCAAGUCAACCAGCCCAAGUGCAGCACGCACCACACAGGCAUCAAAGUCCAGAGAGUGGGCUGCCCCGAGGAGGAGUACAGCCGCAGAGAGGACGAGGAGAGGGAGAGUGAGCUCACCGUCUCCGAUAACUUCUACCUCAACAUGUCCAACUGUGUCCCUGAAAGAGAUGACUUCAGCGUCAUCGCCAAGAUCACCCUGCAGAAGAGCAAGAACGUUCUGCUGACGACCAUCCUGAGUGUGGUGGCUUCUCUGCUGGUUAUAUUUGUCAUCGUGCUGGUGGUGGUCUGUGUGGUGAUCAGGAAGAAGAAGAAGAAGCUGAAUCAUGAAGUGUCCAUCUACAAUCCAAACGGCACCGUCUUCCUGCCGGGACAAAACGGUUUCCCAAAAGCACGUGAGGACGAUGACGCCCACGUGUACGAGUCCAUCGAGGACACGCUGGUCUACACGCACCUGCUGAGGAAAGGAGCAGAGAUGGGCGUCUACGGAGAGUUUGACACACACCAGCCCUUCCACGGACACACAGACUCCCAGAAGCCUCUGGUCUCUAGAAACACCGGAGCAGACGACAUGCCCGUCGGAGCGUACCAGGACUUUCAGCACGCGGCUCAACAAGCUCCUCCGCUCCCCAACAGGCCUCCCAGCCACCAUGUCCAGCCCAUGGUGGACAAUGAGAUUUACCAGAGCGAGGAGGAACAGUCUCCGAAUCUGGGGCUGCGGCUGGAGCCAGAGGGAGGGAACUGAGGAGGAGAUUGGAUUCAGCUUUCUGCUUUUCGUCUUGACCUACUUGAACUUUGAGAUAUUCAUUCCCUGGCAUCUCUGUGAUUACCUGCCUUGCAAGAAGCCUUUAUCUUUUUUUUUUCCUCUUGAGCAUAGUUUUGCAGCAAAGCCAGACACACACAAAAUAACCCUUUUCAAACCUCCCUGCAGCUGUUACCUUGUUUUUAUCUCAGAUGAAGGCGUUACAUAAUAAUUCUCUUUUACCUUUUACUGUUAGUGGCACUAUGAAAAGAUCUUAUGUUGAUUUUGGACACUUAUUGAGACAUUUUGUACAUACAGUACAGGCCAAAAGUUUGGACACACACCUACUCAUUCAAUGCGUUUUUCUUUAUUUUCAUGACUAUUUACA
Molecule: messenger RNA, 3121 nt
Organism: Centropristis striata (black sea bass)
Lineage: Eukaryota; Metazoa; Chordata; Actinopteri; Perciformes; Serranidae
Gene: cdcp1a
Product: CUB domain containing protein 1a
Exons: 9
Coding region: 286-2736 (816 amino acids)
Source: RefSeq, a predicted model, not a curated record